Molecule: messenger RNA, 1695 nt
Organism: Drepanopeziza brunnea f. sp. 'multigermtubi' MB_m1
Lineage: Eukaryota; Fungi; Ascomycota; Leotiomycetes; Helotiales; Drepanopezizaceae
Biological process (GO): microtubule-based movement
Cellular component (GO): dynactin complex
Source: RefSeq, a predicted model, not a curated record
AUGUCGAACCCAAGCGCUCCGUCCCAUCGUAACGUCUCGAGCGUCCGCUCUCCAUCAACCACGCAGCCAGGCCAGCCUAUGAGCCCCCACACCCCUCAUCGAACCAUAACCACUACAUUCGGAUCGCCUUCUGCAUUGCGCGCAGAAGAAGAGUGCGUUGUGAUUGAGCUCGGCAGCCGGUAUCUCAGAGUGGGGUUUGCGGGCGACGCGCUCCCGAAAGCUGUGAUUGAUUUUGGGCCGGAGGAACAGCGCAGGGCAGGGGAUUACAGGAGAUGGAGGGUCGAUUAUGAACCAUCCGAAGAAAGCCAUCUGCAGCUGAAGGGCUGGGGAGAGGCGUACGAGCUAUGGAGGCAAGAUCUGAGAGGCUUGGAUAUGGGGCUGGUGGGGGACAAGCUUGAUAGAGCUGUUAGGGAGGCAUUUGCAAAGUACCUUUUGAUUGACUCUCGGCCGAGACGAAUGCUUGUGACUGUACCAUCUGCGUUGCCGCUCCCUCUGCUAUCUACGAUACUUGAUACUCUGUUCACGAACUUCCAACCACCGACUAUAUCCUUAAUGUCAGCCCCAGUCCUCACGGCUGUAGCUGCCGGAUUACGCUCUGCGCUUGUGGUUGAUAUCGGAUGGGUAGAGACAGUGGUGACUGCUGUGUACGAGUAUCGAGAGGUCCAGUGCACACGAUCAGUAAGGGGUAUGAAAAUGCUUGGAGAAGCGACAUUCAAAAUGCUUGCGGAAGCUAUCGAUAUUGCAGGGACUGCCGACAAGCCAAAGGACGAGGAACUUCCCAGCUUCGAGGAGUGCGAGGAGGUUUCGAUUCGAAUGGCUUGGUGCAAGUCUGCGAAGAAGCCCCAGCGUACGUCGCUGGCUCGUGGACUUGCGCAUGUGGAGGACGAGGAAGCCUUGAGAGCCGGCAUGCGAGAUUUGCAUGUGGACAGGAAGCUUGAUGAGGAUGCGACAGUCUCCAUACCGUUGAAGUCGACGAAACCACGGAGGACCCUGGAGCUAUCCUUUUCUGACUUGGCAGAACCCUGUGAAAAGGCUUUAUUUGCAACCGAGACACCUGAGAAGGAUCUAGACGAUGAGGAGCUACCUCUCCACUUGUUGAUCUACAGAAGUCUACUCAAACUACCUGUCGACGUGCGAUCAGUAUGCAUGUCCCGGGUAGUCUUCGUUGGCGGAGGAUCACAUAUUCUCGGACUGAAAGGCAGAGCUCUCGACGAAGUGGCAAACCUCAUGGAUGAGCGUGGGUGGGAUCCAGUCUCAGGCAAAGCAGUGGAACAGCUUCGUUCGAAUACAAAACUGCGGCGAACACGGUCGAGGCAAGAUGGACCUACAGAGGUGUUGCAAGUAGACGAAAAACCCGCAGUGCCGAUUAUUCCUGCAGAUCAGCAAGAGCAAGAAGCCGAUCCCAUCGAACAGGAGCUGAAGCGAGAAGCUAGUAAAGGGGUUCCGGCUACAGUAUCGGGAUCACUGCGUGCUGUGGAUUCGCUUGGAGCAUGGUCUGGAGGAAGUCUGUUGUCCCAGCUCAAGAUCCCCGCCAUUUCGAUGGUAGAGCGGGAGCAGUGGCUACAGCAAGGUGCCUCUGGAGCUUCGAGGUCUAUUGAUAUUUCAAUAUCUGCUCAUCGGCAUACUUUGAGUGCUGGAGCAUUGAGGACUGGAGCAGGAGACAGGUCCAGCUGGACUUUGGGUCUUUGGGGCUGA